Molecule: messenger RNA, 955 nt
Organism: Macroventuria anomochaeta
Lineage: Eukaryota; Fungi; Ascomycota; Dothideomycetes; Pleosporales; Didymellaceae
Exons: 1
Coding region: 129-719 (196 amino acids)
Source: RefSeq, a predicted model, not a curated record
GCCUGGCCUUGUCCUGUUGUAAGAACAUUAUCAUCACAACCCCAACACAUCAAUCCACUACUUAAUACUCAACACCACACCAACUCUACUUCAAUCCCAACAAACCAAUCUUCACCAACACCAUCAACAUGAAGUUCACCACCGCCGCCAUCGCCGCCUCCGCCGCUGCCCUCGUGUCCGCCUCUCCCUGCGGCAAGGCCACCACCGACACCGAGAUCAAGGCCGGCGAUGUCUUCCGCAUCAUGACCAUCCGCUCCGGCUCCGACAUCCAGUACGGCCAGCUGCAAGCCGCCAACUCAGGCUUUCUCGUCAACACGCCCAAACAGAACGCGUCCUGCUCCGAGGACGUAAACUACGCCUCCUUCCGCCUGACCGACGCCGGCGAGCUGUACCUCAACACCGAGAACCCUCCCCAGCAGGCGUUCGUUGACCGCUCCGGUAUGGGCCAGGGUGUUUUCCAGUACACCACUGGUGUCCAGGGCGCUGGCCGUAACUCAGAGCGCACUGGGUUCACGCUCGAUGAGAACAGCAACCUCAUCUUUAAGGACCAGACGAACCAAGAGAUUGGCUUCCAGGCGUGCCCUAACGCUGCUCAGGGUGGUUACUCGGUCUGGCUUGAUAUCACUCAGAACCCUGGUGGCAACCAGAACUGCGUUGGCUUUGUUGCCCGCGCUCUUAAGGAGGACAAGCCUGUUUCUUGCUCGUACACUUCCAACUAGAAUGUUGGCUUAUGAGCAGAUGCAGAUGCUGAGAGAUGAUAAUGGUCAUGACUUAUAUAUUGGAUUUUGUUAGCAUCUCCUUACACUCCUUAGCAUAGCCUGGUUGAGUUUUAUUUUCUAAUACUUCGGACUGUAUAUAUUUCGAGAAGUAGAGGGAACCAAUGCAUUCCUACAUCAAUCAUUGCAUCCUUGAUAUCCUGUACACUGUUAGCUCCUGUAGGUGUCAACCGCUCGCG